Molecule: messenger RNA, 677 nt
Organism: Lasiosphaeria miniovina
Lineage: Eukaryota; Fungi; Ascomycota; Sordariomycetes; Sordariales; Lasiosphaeriaceae
Exons: 1
Coding region: 236-580 (114 amino acids)
Source: RefSeq, a predicted model, not a curated record
GCAGAAGACUCUACAGCAGCCAAAGCCUAAGCCUUCCACGCGGCCAUAUGCUUCGUUUCUCAAAGAAUUCAUUGACCCCGUCCAUCCGAACCGUCCCGAGCCUGUCAACAGCUUUAUUUCGGAGUGUCUCUAGUCUGUCGGGUCGGAUAGAGAAAACUGCUGUGGCUCAGAUAGCCAUCUUUGUCGUUUAGACGACGAUCCCGUUUCGAGGCAGCUCACGAGAUCGGCGCCGGAGAUGGGCUCUACUCGGGAUGCGGAUGGCUUUGCGGUCUCACCAACGCUCUCUUCCACUGGGUCACUUUCGUCCCAGGCCGAUACGGACGACGACCGUAUCCGUUCCUCUUCCAGCACAGCCAACCUUCGCAAUAUACGGUACCGCCAGAACAACCUACGAUUUAACCACAUCUAUGUUCUAGACGCUACUUCCCCGCUGCCCGACGUUAUAUCCGGCCACAUCGAUUUGGUCCGCGGCCAACAGGACUCUCCCGGGCUCUCGUCCGACGAGCUGAACCAGGCAAUGCACGAAGUGGAUGUUCUCGCACGGGGAUGUGACGAGGACCAGGUCACCAAUUUUCCUUGAUGACAAGAGUAUUAGAGCACACAGCGCGUCGAAACCUUGUCCUACUGCAUUGCUGUAGACAAUAAUAUUGCCAAGUUAUACAUCUCGUAGAAAGGAG